AUGUCCACAGGUUAUGUUGCUCAAAAAUUAAAAGGUGAAGAUUAUCAGUAUGUUCACAAAAGUGAUAUUCCAACAUAUCAUUUCCAGAGAAGUCUUCGAAGACUGCCGAUUCCGAAGUUGGCAGAUUCGUGUCGCAGGCUCAUAGGAGCUGCAGAAGCCGUACUUCAAAAAGGAGAAUUAGAGUUGUUGAAAGAACUCGUGGAAGAUUUUAUGGCAAACGAAGGUCCAAAACUGCAAAAAGAGCUCGUAUUACAUGAUAAACGGAAUCUUCAUACAAGCUUCAUAUCAGAACUGUGGUUUGAUAUGUACCUGAGCGAUCGUCUUCCUUGCCCUAUCAAUUAUAAUCCAUUCAUGGUUUAUGCUCCUGAUCCAGACCCAACUUAUAAUGAUCAGGUUACUCGCGCAACAAAUCUAAUCAUUUCAUACGGUCGUAUUAAACGUGCAUUAGAUGCAGAGUGUUUAGCCCCAGAAAUAUACUGCAUGAAUCCUAAAGUUGCGAGUUCAACGCCGUUUAAGUGGAUUUGCAAGAACUUGUCGGAAAAUUUACGGUGGUACGGUGCAGCGGCUUUUGGUGCAUUUCCAUUGGAUAUGAGCCAGUACAAAUCACUUUUUGGCGGUUCACGUAUUCCACAAAAAGGAAAAGACUGGCUUUUGCAUUGUGCUGAUUCUAAACAUUUCAUUGUUUUGCACGGGGGAAGAAUUUAUGCUGUUGAUUUGUUUGACAGACAUGGCUUGUCUAUCCAUCAUAUUAUCCGAACAGAGCCACCUAAAAUCGGAAGAUUGUGUGGGGUCUUUGACUGCACUCGAGCGCGAUCAGUGGGCAAAAGUCAAGCUCGUUCUGAGCUGUCUUCAGUUGGCAGUAAUUCGGCAAGUUUGGCACUAAUCGAUAAUAGUUUGUUUGUCCUUUGCCUGGAUUCACUGAACAGUGAUGAUUUAAAUCAAUUGGCCGAGAACUUACUAAGUAUGGCUGCGAUAAAUUUCGAACAUAGCUGGGGUGAUGGUGUUGCUAUACUUCGUCUAAUGGAAGAAUCAUUCCGUGAUACGAAACAAAAUCAUUUCGUUCAUCCCAAUCAGACUUUCAGUGUCGAGACAUAUUUAGGAAAUAAUUUACGACCAGUUGAAUUCAUGUUGACUGACUCAAUACGUCAAAGGAUUCAAGAAGCUCAGGCGAAACACAUUGCGAUAGGGUCCAAACUGUGUUUUAGCACUGCAGAAUAUUUUGAAAUGAAUCGGCAAAUUAUCAAACAGUCAAAGCUAUCACCGGACUCUAUCAUGCAAUUAGCAAUUCAACUAACUUUUUAUAAACUGUUUAAGGAAUUCGUUCCAUCUUACGAAUCCUGCAGCACUGCGGCUUUUCUAAAAGGACGAACAGAAUGCGUGCGUUCAGCAACAUGUGCUACAACUAAUGCAGUCUUGGCAAUUGAAAAUAACAUAAGCAAUAUUGGUGAAUAUCUGAAGAAAUGUUCCACAGUGCAUUCACAAUUAGUGAAAGAAGCUGCAACAGGUCAAGGUUUUGAUCGUCACUUAAUGGGUUUGCGUUGUACUGCUGAGCGGCUUGGUUGGUCACAGCCAAAGUUGUUCAAUAGUGCAGUGUAUAAAUAUAUGAAUCGCUUCAUCCUGUCAACAUCUACUCUUUCAACAGAAACUAUAACAUUUGGUGGAUUUGGCCCAGUUGUUCCUGAUGGUUUUGGUAUUGGUUACAAUGUAUUAAAUAACAAAAUGGGAGCUCUUAUUUCAUCCUAUAAGAAUCAGCGCAGUGCGGAUGCAUUCGCAAGCUCACUUCUGGAAAGUCUUGAUGUUUUGAAAAAUAUAAUCGUUAAAAGUGAGCAGUGGGAAGAUAUGAUUCAAGUUUUUGUUUCAGAUGAUGAUGAUGAUCAAGGUCCAAGAACAAGUAUAUCACGUCUGAACGAUGAAAUGCAGAAAUGUCAGCAGAUUGGUAUUGGAAGUAUCAGUAAGUACGGUUUUCGUCUGUAUGAUGGUCAGUUCCUUUAUGGUCCAGUUGCAAUUUUUCCGAAAGCUGUGCUGUCAUGGCGUAUUCUUACACCAGAUGAUAUCACUCCCGAGUCGGUGCAGUUCUUUACGAUGCUUGAGCCAAAAUUGGAUGUACUGAUAGUUGGACCAGGAGAACGUCAAUAUGUCGACCCCGAAGAAGCGGCAAUGUUAUUCAAUAUGUUAAAUGUUGAAUACCGCUGUGUGGCUGCAGCACUUUAUCCGCCGGAUGAUAUGCUGAUAACGACAAAUGACCAAGUACGCCUAAUGAACAUGUACGGCAAACCAUUAGAUGAUGGUAUGGAUCUAAUUAGUGAUACCGAUGAUAAGCUGAAAUUAGCAAAGAAAGCGAUACGGAAGUAUUUGCCGAAAAAUGAAGCAAAGCAAAUGGAUAAUUUGCGAACUUCGAGAUUUUUGAUACCCGGAGAAAGCGAUGAUAAGAACAGUGAAAAAGCCAAAAAUAAAUAA
Messenger RNA from Acanthocheilonema viteae, 2457 nucleotides. The record is from the annotation of a GenBank genome assembly. Lineage: Eukaryota; Metazoa; Nematoda; Chromadorea; Rhabditida; Onchocercidae.